CAUGAUCUCAUUGUGAAAUUUGUCGAUUGUGAAUGCCUCGGUGGUUGCUUCAAGUUCUAGCUAUAGUUAGCUAGAUCUUACAUGAUGUUCAAACGGAUUGGAGGCCAUACACUGCGGUGUGCGCAUCGCCAGCCUGUGAUUCGGAGAACGUUGUCUAAUCGCACGUUCUCCGCAGCAACGCCUCCAAGUGCCUUGCCAGUAUCGCCAGCGUCCCCGUUGGGUGGCAUCACUGUUGAGUUGGAUCGCAUUGCGCCUCGCUUCGAGAUUCCUGCGUCAAAUAUCACCAUUCUGGAGUCCCCUGCUACUUUCUACAGCACCCUCAAGGACAAAAUUCGCAAUGCGAAGCGUCGGGUCUAUCUUUCUACAUUAUAUAUUGGGAAAACCGAAUUCGAAUUGAUCGAGGUUUUGGACCACGCCCUUCGAGAUAACCCGGAAUUGAAAGUAUCCAUCCUCACGGAUGCUUUGAGAGGCACCAGAGAAACCCCAAAUCCAUCAUGCGCCUCUCUUCUUGCGUCACUGGUGGCGAAGCAUGGAGCGGACCGAGUUGAGAUACGAAUGUUUCACACGCCAAACUUGACUGGUCUGAGAAAGAAGUGGAUUCCGCGGCGGAUCAACGAAGGCUGGGGUCUACAACAUAUGAAGUUAUACGGCAUCGAUGAUGAGAUCAUACUUUCAGGAGCAAAUCUUUCGGAAGAUUACUUCACAAACCGGGUUGAUAGAUACCACGUUUUCGAUUCGAAGGAAAUCAGCGACUACUAUGCACGCAUCCACCACGCAGUUUGCAAUCUCAGCUUCCAGGUCCUUCCAGAUGCGCACAGUAGUGCCGGCUAUCUUUUGGAUUGGCCAACGGCCAAUGGUGCGCCAUCACCUUUGGAGAAUGCGCAAGAUUUCACCGCAUAUGCGUCGACGGUCCUCCCUCAACUUAUCCAGCCCUCAACAAACAAAUCAACACUUGAAUCAGCCUCACCCAGUCGAACUUAUGUGUAUCCGGUUGCGCAGUUCACGCCUCUGUUGAAACCAGACACGUCCACAGAGUAUCCGGCCGUCACCACUAUUCUUCAAAUGCUUUCAAGCUUGCCUUCAUUUUCCGGUUCUCGUUGGCUCUUCACCGCCGGUUACUUUAACAUCCAUCCCGUCCUAUCCUCCCUGUUGAUCGCAAGUACAUCAACUUCUUCGCAGACUGCCUCGACGACCCAGGGCACUGUUCUCACCGCCUCGCCGUGGGCAAAUGGCUUCUAUGGGUCUCCUGGCAUCUCAGGCAUGCUUCCAGCAGCAUACACCCACCUGUCUGCACGAUUUCUAGACAGGGUAGCCGCAGCACAAGCGACAAACUCCAUCGAACUCAAAGAAUGGAGGCGGGGGACAGUUGGAGAGCCCGACGGCUGGACCUACCAUGCGAAGGGCCUCUGGAUCACACUACCCAAUGAACAGCACCCGAGCCUCACUUUUGUGGGCAGUAGCAACUACACCAAACGCAGCUAUAGUCUGGAUCUAGAGGUUGGCGCACUGGUUGUCACUGACGACCAAGCGCUCAAGCAAAAACUAGCCGAGGAGACGGAUUGGCUACAGAAGGACUCGAAGGCAAUCUCGCGAGACGAUCUUCGGAAGACGGAACGUCGAGUGAGCUGGAAUGUUCGACUGGCCAUGUGGAUCGUCGAAAUGGUCGGCGGUGCGCUGUAAAGUCGAUGGGCGGAGAAAGGUCGGGGCGCUUCCCAGUCUCGCCGUGGAGUACUUGUAUAACGAAGAAAUGUACAGUAGCAAUAGAGUGCAUAUAAAAGGGCUAUUUAAUAUGGAAUAUUUACCCGAUUUAUUUUUGAAGAAAGUGAUACCAUAUAUGCAGAAAUAGCAAAUAUUUUCGCAGCCACAAACGCCCCACCAGUCUAUUCAACAUAGGAAUCGUUUCCACAUAUUCGUCACGGCACGCUUAUGCCUUCCCAGGCACUUUGCUGGUCGAGAGCUUGGCCGGGCCGAGACCCUGUCUGAUCUC
This is a messenger RNA of Penicilliopsis zonata CBS 506.65, 1987 nucleotides long. RefSeq lists its product as hypothetical. The transcript has 3 exons. The coding region runs from base 82 to 1680 and encodes 532 amino acids. NCBI's taxonomy places the organism in Eukaryota, Fungi, Ascomycota, Eurotiomycetes, Eurotiales, Aspergillaceae. The record is from RefSeq and is a predicted model, not a curated record. Gene Ontology annotation, cellular component: mitochondrion. Gene Ontology annotation, biological process: cardiolipin biosynthetic process. Gene Ontology annotation, molecular function: CDP-diacylglycerol-glycerol-3-phosphate 3-phosphatidyltransferase activity.